Messenger RNA from Sardina pilchardus (European sardine), 1771 nucleotides. RefSeq names its product transmembrane 4 L six family member 5 (gene tm4sf5). The transcript is spliced from 5 exons. NCBI's taxonomy places the organism in Eukaryota, Metazoa, Chordata, Actinopteri, Clupeiformes, Clupeidae. The record is from RefSeq and is a predicted model, not a curated record. Gene Ontology annotation, cellular component: membrane. The coding region runs from base 390 to 1004 and encodes 204 amino acids.
GGUCUCACAGAGGCAAAUAGACAGCAGAGAGGACAGGUGGAGACCAUUUUACCGUUGGCUCCUCUUAAAACAGAAAGUCAGAGAGAGAAGCUCAGCAUACACUUGAGGCUCAUUGACAAGGACGGCUCUCUUUGUGUUUUGGGAGCUCAAGGAACUUUUUAGUUGGAGAGGCCAUUUCACACAGAGUACAUUUUUCUCAGAAUUCCACUCAGAGUUCAUAAACACUGUGAGUGAGGAGAAGAGGUGCGACUCACUCGGCGAAAGAGCUCUACAGAGUUACACUGACAGAGAGCGGGUGAGUGACUAACGGACUCACGCGACGCGACGAACAAACAAACGGACGAACAAACGAAAAGAGAGUUAACUAGCGGCCCUGAGCAGACGGCAGAAUGUGCUGCACGGGGAAGUGUGCCCGGCUGAUCGGCCUCACGCUGCUGCCGUCGGCCUUCGUCUGCAUGAUCGCCAACCUGCUGCUGUUUUUCCCCAACGCCGAGAGCCUGGACAACGGGAACAUCUCACUGCAGGUGUGGCUCAUGGGAGGCCUCAUCGGAGGAGGGCUUUUCAUGCUGUGUCCCAGCUGUUCAGCCAUCAGGGCUGGAGGGAAGGGCUGCUGUGGGGCAGGUUGCUGUGGAAACCGUUGUCGGAUGCUGAACUCGGUCUUCUCCUCCGCGUUCGGUAUGAUCGGUGCCAUCUACUGCACGAGUGUGUCCUCUGCAGGCCUGGCCAUCGGGCCCAAGUGUGACACCACUGGAGCCGGAGAUUGGAGCUAUCCCUUCGAGAACCUCCCCAGCGGAGAGCAAGGCUACCUGUUCAACGAGACGAUGUGGUCUGUGUGUGUGGCUCCGCUCAACAUGGUGAAGUGGCACGUGGUGCUGUUCGCCAUCCUGCUCUGCAUGGGCCUGCUGCAGAUGGUGCUCUGCGGCAUCCAGGUCGUCAACGGCUGCAUCGGAUGCUUCUGCGGAGACUGCCGCAGCAAAGAUGACGAUGACGAGAGCGGCCUGUGAAACUCUGUGCAGUUUUCACACGAAGGAAUACUGUAGUUUCAUCUUCAGCACUGUAACAACACUCAGGACUCGUCAGCACAACAGAACACUGUACUCACCCUUACUGUACAACAUGUACUACCCUGUCACACACACACACACACACACACACAUACAUUUACAUUAAACACAGACACAUGAGUCCACCCACCCACACCCACACACACAGACGUGCACACACGUGUAUGUUUUGUAAAGAAUUGAUGGAACAUGGGACCACCAUGGACUCUUUAGAACAAUCAUUCAUUAAGAAAAUGUUGUGACUCAGUUCCCAAACUGAUGGAUGAUUACAAGGAUGCCCUGUGACACUCUUGGCCUAAUCUACCUAUCUCAACACACACACACACACACACACACACACACACACACACACACACACACACACACACACACACACACACACACACACACACACACACACACACACACAUACACACACACACACACACACACACACACACACACACACACACACACACACACACACACACACACACACACACACCUAGGAUGCCUAAUCUCAAGCUAAAAAAUACAGUUUCAGAGCUGAUGUGUGAGCCUAUGAAGGAAUGAAAAAACAAACGCUGCUUUCUCAUCCCUGAUGCUAUGCAUCUCUUCCCUUUUGAAACAUUACUUUAGAGUUAUAAUGAACUGUUGAGGCAUUUUAUUUGUAAUUGUUUUUUUUCCUUUAUCAUUGCGAAUCUCUUCAAUAAACAUUUUUAUACAAA